Messenger RNA from Esox lucius (northern pike), 3879 nucleotides. Its product is annotated as terminal nucleotidyltransferase 5C. NCBI's taxonomy places the organism in Eukaryota, Metazoa, Chordata, Actinopteri, Esociformes, Esocidae. Gene Ontology annotation, biological process: mRNA stabilization. Gene Ontology annotation, molecular function: poly(A) RNA polymerase activity; palmitoyltransferase activity; RNA binding. The record is from RefSeq and is a predicted model, not a curated record. The transcript is spliced from 11 exons. Bases 742 to 3042 code for a protein of 766 amino acids.
UAUUAUUUUCUUGCAAAUAAAGGGAACAAAUUACAUGUGAAGCAUACAAAACAUACAUCAAUAAAUGGAUAAAUAAAAUAUAAAAUAAGAUUGCCAGGGGAAGCUUAUAGACCAUUACAAAAAGAAAGGUAAGUAAACGAUAAUGCGCACAGCUGAUACUCGGGCGAAUGACGUAACACACGUCUACUGGUUCUGACUUCCUGCACAGACAGCCUCCGAUAUUUAACAAUUAUUUGUUUUUGGCAAAAUAAAUACAUGGGAAUUUUUUUCUUGAGCAAGUAGCUAGAAUAUAUAUUGUAUAUACUCACCAAAUACUAAAAUAGGACAGCUGGCAAACUACAAAGGACGACCGUAAGCAAACUAUCUGUAUGGCUAUAGCUAGCUAACUUUAAGUUCAUUACCUACAGUAGCUAACUACAGAACAUGUAAUGGUGUCGGUGGCUAAAUAGCUUACGUUAGUUGUCAAACUAUGAUUAGGAAUACAGUCACUAAUUUGAAUGCCCUCGGAGCAAAAAAAAAAAAGUGUUAUAACAUAGAUAACGUUAUUUAGCUUGGUUUCUUGCACGGUCUCGAGUCGCGUCUCGUAACGCUAGCUGAAGUAAUAGAAACAUAGCUAAACUAAGCUAACGUUAAUUGUAUAUUAGUGGCUAGUAUAAUCUCCAGCUAACGUAACGUAAACAAGUAGGUAGUUUGACAUUGUAGACCAAACCAACGUUGUCUGAUUUUGAGCAUUCUUACAUUAUGAAAAAUUGUGAGUAUCAGCAAAUUGAUGCUAGGGCACUUGGAACACCCGCCUCGUCAUUUCAGCCCUGUACGGAAAUGAAAGUACCGAGGCUUCGAAGAAAAUGGGAAGUAUUUCCAGGGAAAAAUCGCUUUUAUUGCGACGGCCGGAUUAUUUUGGCCAGACAAAGUGGCAUCCUCCCUCUGACGCUCGGUCUUAUCGUUGUCACAAGUGUCCUUUUCUUUGCUUUUGACUGCCCGUUCCUGGUGACGCACCUGACUGUCUGCAUACCUGUGAUUGGUGGGGUGCUGUUUUUGUUUGUGGUCAUCUCUUUACUGCAGACCAGCUUGACAGACCCUGGAAUCCUGCCUAGGGCCCUCCCAGAUGAAGCUGCAGACAUUGAGAAACAGAUAUACACCUCAGGUUCCUCCAUGUACCGACCCCCUCCGCGCACCAAAGAAAUCCUCAUAAACCAGCAGGUGGUGAAGCUCAAGUAUUGCUUUACCUGCAAGAUGUUCCGCCCCCCACGUACCUCACACUGCAGCCUGUGUGACAACUGUGUGGAGCGGUUCGAUCACCAUUGCCCGUGGGUUGGGAACUGCGUGGGCAAACGCAACUACCGCUUCUUCUACAGCUUCAUCGUCUCUCUGUCCUUUCAUACCUCCUUCAUCUUUGGUUGUGUUGUAACACACCUCACACUGCGAUCCCAAGGAGGGAAUGGCUUAGUCCAGGCUGUACAGGAGAGUCCUGCCAGUGUGGUGGAGCUAGUUAUUUGCUUCUUUUCCAUUUGGUCUGUUUUGGGCCUCUCUGGCUUCCAUACAUACUUAGUGGCCUCAAACCUCACAACAAAUGAAGAUAUAAAAGGCUCAUGGUCGAGUAAAAGAGGCGCAGAGGACUCUGGGAACCCAUAUACUUACAAUAGCAUUUUUAUUAACUGCUGUGCAACUCUGUGCGGUCCCAUGCCUCCCAGUCUAAUUGACAGAAGAGGCUUUUUGCCCCCUGAUGACAUUCCACCUGUUGCUGCAGCGGAUUUGGAGCUUUCCUCCUUCCUAGCCAAGAAUGACACGAACAUGUGCCACAUCGACAUGUCAAGCGAUGCCUCGGAUCGGAGUCGGCGGUUCAGUGUGCUGUCUUGGGAUCAGGUGCAGCGUUUGGACUCAAUCCUCGGCGAAGCGAUCCCGAUUCACGGCCGCGGAAACUUCCCUACACUCUCGGUCCAACCCAGGCAGAUUGUUCAGAAAUCGAGACUCCUCAGACCAGGCAACAUUCUUCCAGUCUUCAACUGUCCAAUUUUGGUGAUCCAGGCGCGGCUGGAGCAGAGAGGUGUGACCGUACGGGAUGUGAGGUUAAACGGUUCUGCAGCUAGCCAUGUGCUCCACCAGGACACUGGCCUGGGCUACAAGGACUUGGACCUGAUCUUCGGUGUGUCCUUGAAGGAUGACCAGGGUUUCCGGCUGGUCAAGGACGUGGUAAUUGACUGCCUGUUGGAUUUCCUACCUGCGGGGGUCAGUAAGGAGCGCAUCUCACCACUGACCCUUAAGGAGGCCUACGUACAGAAGCUGGUGAAAGUAUGCAACGACACGGACCGCUGGAGCCUCAUUUCACUGUCUAACAACACGGGCAAGAACGUGGAGCUGAAGUUCGUGGACUCUCUGAGGCGGCAGUUUGAGUUCAGUGUGGACUCCUUCCAGAUUGGCCUGGACACGCUGCUGCUUUUCAAUCGCUGUUCGGAGGCCGUCAUGUCUGAGAGCUUCCACCCUACUGUAAUGGGCGAGAGCAUGUAUGGGGACUUUGAGGAGGCCAUGGGACACUUGUGUAACCAGAUCAUUGCCACGCAUAGUCCUGAGGAGAUCCGAGGCGGGGGGCUUCUUAAAUAUUGCCAUCUGCUGGCACGGGGGUUCAGACCUGUCUGCGAGGCAGGGAUGAAGUCCCUGCAGCGCUACAUGUGCUCGCGCUUCUUCAUUGACUUCUCUGAUAUCAGCGAGCAGCAGCAUAAGCUGGAGGGCUAUCUGCAGAACCACUUUGCCGGCAUGGAGCACAAGCGCUACGAGUGCCUGAUGACUCUGCAUCAUGUGGUGAAUGAGAGCACGGUGUGUCUGAUGGGCCACGAGCGGAGCCAGACGCUCAGCCUCAUCUCAAUGUUGGCGCUCCGCGUGCUGGCAGAGCAAAAUGCAAUCCCCACGGUGACCAAUGUCACCUGCUACUACCAGCCUGCCCCCUACGUAAGGGAUAUCAACUUCAACAAUUACUACCUGGCACAUGUACAGCUACCGCUAGUUCAUUACAGCAACACUCACCAGACUUGGUUGCCAUGCAGCUAAGCUAACAAGCAUGUGCAGGGCAGAGGUGGAUUUGGAUCCAGUGUUUCCCUCCACUGGGUUUGAAAGAGAGAGAGACUGAGGAGAGGGGUUUGGCAGAGUAGAAACAUUGCUCUGUCUUAAAAAAAAAAAAAAAAGUAUCUUUGCCAAAUGUGACUUGUCUGAAACAAUCUUCUACUGCUGAAUAUCUGUUUUGAGCCAAUCCAUAUGUACCUCUUUUUUUUUUUUUCUCCUCACUGAACUUUUGUAGGAUUAAUGAUCAUUUUGAGAUGUAGCAAACAUUUGAGUGUUUCCUUAUAUUAGUGAGAACAUUUCUUUAUGAAGUUAUAUUUGUUCAAAGAGGACAUUUUUAUUUUUAAAGAAGCAAACUACUGAAGGGCUGUUAUUUGCAGAUGACAGCGUCAGUUGACUUAUAUUUAAAAAUUAUAUUUACCUGACCAAAGAUUUUUAUUGUAUAUGGGAAACAUAAAAUAUUAUUAAUUCCAAGUGCCUAAAACCAACAGACAGAAGUGCAAAAACUCAUAUUUAACUGAAAGCUGUGCUUCUUAAAGAGGUUUGUAUAACCUAGAUUACUCCCAAACCUCUUCAGGGAAAAGUGUUCAUUUUCAUGCAAUAAAAAAGAAAUCCAUAUAUUGUCUUUUUUUAUAUCAAUGUUUUUUUUUUUAUUACUGUUUGUAUGGUAAACAAAUUGAAAAGUGCCUUGAAACAAUAACAAUCAUUUGUCCUUGAAUCAACCUCCUAGGUUAUCGUUCCUCCAAAGUUUAUUUAUAUUAUGCAUGGCUGUUUAACUACACAUGAAGUGAUUUCUACGUACAUCUAUUUAUGUAUGUAUUUUUCCAG